AUGACUGAAUACCCAGACUGUUUCUUCAAUGGCACUACUGAGGUUUGGAACAAGCAGCUGGUUCUUUCUUUGGGGGUGCCUCAGCUGACUAUCACCGUCAUCUCUAUGGCCUUCAACUCCGCCGUCAUCGUCACCGUUGUGCUUUCCAAAGAACUCCACAAACCCAUCUUCAUUCUGUUCUGCAACCUGGCCAUCUCUGAUCUUCUCUCCAGCUCCUCGGGGUUCUGGAUCACCGCCUUGUUUCUCACCGACCCAGAAAGUACCGUCCUUGGGUACAAGGGCAUCCUCAUACCUUAUGCCUUCUACACCAUGUCGAUUCUGGCCACCAUCUACAACUUAGUAGUCAUUGGGAUUGAGCGUUACUUGGCCGUGGCCGAAUGCCUGAGGAUGAGAUACAGGGUUACCAGAAAUCAGACCUUGGGUACUGCAUUGGUCACUUGGUUGCUUGCAUUCUCCUUGGGAUUCAUGCCCCUGAUGGGGUGGAAUUGCUUGGAGAAGGCCAACGUCUCUGCUCUUUAUAGCCCUCUUUGCAUCGACUACCUGAUUUUCAUCACUAUCCCCCACUGUACCAUGGCCUUAUUCUUGCCGCUGUUCACCUACAUCAACAUCAUUGGUUUCUUGAGAAAGCAGACGAUGACCAUGGUGGCCCUGGGGCAAGCCCAAGCCACUUACAAGUUGGCUGAAAUCCAGGUCACCCGGACUAGCGUGUUCAUCUGGGUCCUAGCUUUGCUGUCCUAUUCACCCUUCUUCAUAGGAGUUCUGUUGGACUUGACUCAUGAAGACUGCCCGGGUGAACUCUCUCGAGGUGUAUACAUAUUCCGGAACCUUACAACUAUGAUGAUAACAAUGAAUUCUUUGGGGAAUCCCAUCAUAUAUACUCUAAAGGUGAAAAAACUGAGGCACAGACUCAAGUUUUUGAAAAACCCCUCCACUAACCGGAUCCAAGUGCUGGCGAUUGGGACAACAUAG
Molecule: messenger RNA, 969 nt
Organism: Euleptes europaea (tarantolino)
Lineage: Eukaryota; Metazoa; Chordata; Lepidosauria; Squamata; Sphaerodactylidae
Product: sphingosine 1-phosphate receptor 2-like
Exons: 1
Coding region: 1-969 (322 amino acids)
Biological process (GO): G protein-coupled receptor signaling pathway
Cellular component (GO): membrane
Molecular function (GO): G protein-coupled receptor activity
Source: RefSeq, a predicted model, not a curated record